This is a messenger RNA of Gadus chalcogrammus (walleye pollock), 2180 nucleotides long. RefSeq names its product collagen beta(1-O)galactosyltransferase 1a (gene colgalt1a). NCBI's taxonomy places the organism in Eukaryota, Metazoa, Chordata, Actinopteri, Gadiformes, Gadidae. The coding region runs from base 174 to 2003 and encodes 609 amino acids. Gene Ontology annotation, molecular function: procollagen galactosyltransferase activity. The transcript is spliced from 12 exons. The record is from RefSeq and is a predicted model, not a curated record.
CCUUUAAAGUACAACUUGGCGGUGUUGUCACAUCCGAGGGCUGCAGAGAAUAUUAGCGUUAUAGCGAUGGUCUUGUGAGCCUAGAAAGGGUACAUUUGGAAGCUAUAUCCUUAGCUACAAGACUUCAGACACUUCAUCUUUCUAUAAUUUAUUUUUCCUGGUGUAUUUUGGCAAUGCACCGCUUUAUUUCUCUGUACGGCGCUCUGAUCUUCGCAUAUCUAGCGUGCAGACCAUCUUGGGGAUAUUUUCCAGAGGAACGAUGGAGCCCCGAAUCUCCAAUUCUGGCACCGCGGGUUCUUAUCGCCCUCAUAUGCCGGAACGCAGAGCAUUCUCUGCCUUACUUCCUAGGGGGUAUCGAACGUCUUAACUACCCGAAGGACCGUCUAGCUGUAUGGGUUGCAACGGAUCACAACGAAGACAACACCACGUCCAUCCUCCGAGACUGGCUCACCACGGUCCAGAACCUCUACCACUAUGUGGAAUGGAGGCCGAAGGAGCAGCCCAGUGAGUAUCCGGACGGGGACGGUCCGAAGCAGUGGACCAAUCUACGCUAUGCCCAUGUGAUGAAGCUGCGCCAAGCAGCGCUGGACUCUGCCAGGGAGAUGUGGGCCGACUACUUCUUGGCCGUGGAUUGUGACAACCUCCUCAUCAAUCCGGAAGUCCUGUGGAAGCUCAUCGAAGAGGACAAGACCAUCGUUGCGCCAAUGCUGGAAUCGCGCGCCGCCUAUUCCAACUUCUGGUGUGGUAUGACCUCCCAGGGUUAUUAUAAACGCACGCCGGCCUACAUUCCCAUAAGGAAGCAGCAGCGGAGGGGUUGCUUCGCCGUGCCCAUGGUCCACUCCACCUUCCUCAUCGACCUGAGGAAGGAGGCGUCCAGGCAGCUGGCCUUCCACCCGCCGCACCCGGACUACAGCUGGGCCUUCGACGACAUCAUCGUGUUCGCCUUCUCCGCCCGCAUGGCAGAUGUACAAAUGUUUGUAUGUAACCAAGAGACCUUCGGUUACUUCCCGGUUCCGUUACGGGCUCACAAUUCACUGAAGGACGAGGCGGAUAGUUUCUUGCAUGCCUUGCUGGAGGUUAAUGUGCGACACCCCCCAGUGAUGCCCUCGAAAUACAUUCCUCCCCCGACUAAACAGCCAGACAAACUGGGCUUUGACGAGGUGUUCAUGAUAAACUUGAAGAAGAGGACGGACCGCCGAGAACGCAUGCUGAGGACGCUGUACGAGCAGGAAAUCGCAUCAAAGGUCAUCGAGGCCGUGGAUGGAAAAGCCAUGAACAUGAGUGAGAUCAAUGCGAUGGGCAUCCACAUGCUUCCUGGGUACAGUGACCCCUACCACGGCCGUCCAUUGACCAAGGGAGAGCUGGGCUGCUUCCUCUCCCACUACAAGAUCUGGCAAGAGAUCGUUGAUCGAGGUCUGCAGACGUCCCUGGUGAUCGAGGACGACCUCCGCUUCGAGAUCUUCUUCAAACGGCGCCUGAAGAACUUGAUGAUCGAGGUGGACAGGGAAGGACUGCGCUGGGACCUCAUCUACAUCGGACGGAAGCGUAUGCAGGUGGACCGCCCGGAGAAGUCGGUGCCUAAUAUUCAUAACCUGGUGGAGGCGGACUACUCCUAUUGGACGCUGGGCUACAUGAUGUCGCUGGAGGGGGCCAUGAAGCUGCUAAAAGCCGAGCCGCUGAAGAGGAUGCUGCCCGUGGACGAGUUCCUGCCCAUCAUGUUCAACAAACACCCUGUCUCGGAGUACAUGGAGGAGUUUGAGAACCGCGACCUGAGGGCGUUCUCCGCCGAGCCCCUGCUGGUCUUCCCGUCCCACUACACGGGCGACCCGGGCUACAUCAGCGACACGGAGACCUCCACCGUGUGGGACAACGAGAAGGUGCGCACCGACUGGGACCGCGCCCGCUCCGGCAAGACCAAGGAGCAGGCGGCCAUCAGCACAGAGGCCCAGAACUCGGACGUCCUGCAGUCCCCUCUGGACAGCACCGCCAGGGAGGAGCUAUGAGGAGGAGGAGCUAUGAGGAGGAGGAGCUAUGAGGAGGAGGAGCUCUCGAGCAGGGGGCUUCUGUUUGUUAGUUUUAUGGUACUCCGUUUUUAUUGUUUUUAUUUUUUAAUCCUGUUAUCUUCCUUUGUUUUUUACGCCCCCAGCACAUGGAUUGCGGUAUUCGUGUUCCUUGAGUGG